Molecule: messenger RNA, 2844 nt
Organism: Hippoglossus stenolepis (Pacific halibut)
Lineage: Eukaryota; Metazoa; Chordata; Actinopteri; Pleuronectiformes; Pleuronectidae
Gene: rgs11
Product: regulator of G protein signaling 11
Exons: 17
Coding region: 106-1524 (472 amino acids)
Biological process (GO): G protein-coupled receptor signaling pathway; intracellular signal transduction; regulation of G protein-coupled receptor signaling pathway
Source: RefSeq, a predicted model, not a curated record
GGAAAAAAAAAAGGAAGCGGCGGUGCACUCUCUGCUGCGCGCUCCCGGUAGCACUUCGGUCCUGCACUUCACCGUCCCGUCGACUGAUCCCGAGCAUCCUGCAAGAUGACCAUCAACACCCUGGCCAAGGGAGGCUGGCACCGGGAUCAGAUGGCCUGCUUUCGAAAGAUGGAGAAAGUGAUUGUGGCCAUGCAGGACCCUGACAUGGGCAUGAAGAUGAGAAACCAGAGGCUCCUGAUCACUGUCAUUCCACAUGCAAUGACAGGCCGUGAUGUAAUUGAUUGGUUGAUCCAGAAAUACAACAUCUGUGAGGAGGAGUCUUUGCACCUUGGAGGUUUGCUGGUGAGAUACGGGUACAUUUACCCUCUCAAGGAGCCAAGAUCCCUUGUGUUACGUGCCGAUGAGUCGCCGUACCGUUUCCAGACUCCUUACUUCUGGACUAGCACCCGAUGGCCUGCCACAGAACUCGACUAUGCAAUCUAUUUGGCGAAAAAGAACAUAAGGAAACAAGGAGAGCUGAUGGAAUAUGAAAAGAUGAGGUACAGUGUGCUGCACAAGAGGAUCAACCACACCUGGGACUUUGUGGUGAUGCAAGCAAGAGAGCAACUCAGAGCAUCCAAGCAGAGGCGGAAGGCCGACCGCAUUGUUCUAGAAUGUCAGGAGCAGUCUUACUGGCUCAUCAACAGACCCCCGCCCGGGACACAUAAUAUAUUGGACAUGGGUCUAGAGAGACCAAAUGACUUCAGCACACGAGUUACGCUGAACAGUGACUACUACAAAAGAGAGAUCGAAUCCUGUAGAAGGGCCCUCGGAAGAAACCGUAUAAAGUCAUCCAUCUGCCUAGAGGGUUUUGUGAAAUACAGCGAGCAGUACCAGACCCACGAUCCCAUAAUGCAAGGAUGCCUUCCCAGUAACCCCUGGAUUUCUGAUGACAGUGCACACUGGUCGAUAAACGCAGGAAUGGUGCCUACCCCGACACGUCUCCGAGUGGAGCGCUGGAGCUUCAGCUUCAUGGAGCUUCUGAAUGAUGCCAUGGGGCGGCGGGAGUUUAUGACCUAUCUGGAGAAAGAGUUCAGUGCGGAGAACCUGUGUUUCUGGCAGGCCUGCGAGGACAUCAGACACGGAGAGAGCUCCAGGAUCAUAGAGAAAGUGGAGGAGGCGUACAGAAACUUCCUGGCUCCCGGAGCGGCCCGCUGGGUCAACAUCGACAGUAAGACCAUGGAUAAAACUCUGCAGGGGAUCAAACACCCACAUCGUUUUGUUAUGGAUGACGCACAGAUGCACAUCUACUUCCUCAUGAAAAAGGACUCCUUCCCGAGAUAUCUCAAGUCUGACCUAUACAAGAACAUGCUGGCCAAAGCUAUUGUCCCCCAGGAGACCAAGAAGAGCGUGUUCCCCUUCAUGAGACGCCAGCGCCACUCUAGCCCGUCCCCUGCUCAGGCUGUCACCCAGACGUCAGAGACAGACGGGGCCAAGGGGGCCGGGCAAGCAGGUACCAACUCUACAGCCAGCUCCAAUGUCUGAUACCAGGCCCCCCAAAAAAACGGUGUCAGACUCAAUCACCUUCCGUCUCCAUUGUCUCUGUUGGUCACCAUAGUAACCAUCCAAGAAGUCCUCUUAGCUUAAUGUUUCAUCUCAAACUGAGAUAAAGCGUUAUUAUUUUUUCUUUCAGAACUGCAACAUUGUCAGUGUUAGGAUCACAGCAUACAACAGAGCACAGGCGUAUCAUACCAUAGCAGCUUCACAUCUUAUUCACGAGCAGUGGACAGCAGGGAAAAGAGCUUUUAGUGCCACUGUUCAACUCUGUACUGCCGCAUAUUCACCCUGCACCUUCAUCACACCUCUACAGGGGAGGAAUAGGGUCGGACAGAAGAAAUAACAUGAGAAGAGCAGGAUUUUCUUUCCUUUUGCAUUUCGAAAAAUAAAGUCAAACUCAAUCAGAGGAUGAUUCUUUUGUAUUUCUUAGAUAAAGUCGGAAUGUCAAGAAUAAAAUCGAAAUGUCGAGACUAAAGUUAAAUGUUUAAAAUUAGGUUGAACUGAAUUAGAGGAAGAUAUCUUUUUGCUUUUGAGGAUAAAGUCGGCGAAUAAAGUUGAAAUCAGAAAUUAGAGGGCAAUUUUUCUUUUGUUUUUUGAGAGUAAAGCUGAAACACUGCCAAAGUCAAACGAAAUCAGGGGAUUGUAUUUUGUAUUGUUCUUUGUGAAAAAAAAGUCAGAAUGCUAAGACUCAAGCUGAAGUGUUGAGAUAAAGUUGAAAUGUCAAGACUCCAUCUUUCCAAGCUUGUGUGGUUUUCACCUUCUGAACAGAUGCAGUUUUAAAUUUUUAACUUCACAAAUUCAUCUCCACAAGGUGUUUUGUGCAGGGAGUCACAUGUGCUACCAUAAGUAGUUUGAUCUUGAAAUUUCACAUAUAUUCUUGAUAUUGCUACUUUAUUCUAAAAUGCAAAAUUUUACAAGUUGAUUGUUCAACUUAUUACUUGAAAAAAAAAAAAAAACACUUCCUUUUGUUUCUCAUGCCUGGCUCUAACACUCUUCUGUACAUCUCAGUCCAGAAAGUCUGCCUGUUGUUAUUGAGAUUAACUCCUGAUACAAAGCCUUCCUCUCUCCCUCAGUAGCUUUUCGAAACUGUAGAAUCUUCUGUCUCUCACAAGCAGUUCCAGGUGGGGUUGUGGUUAUAUAAAAUAGUGAUUUAUUAUAUGUAUUUAGUCAGAAACUGGCCUCAGCAUGUCUGUGAUUAUCGUACUUUCGACUUGUUUUCUUCAUUUCAUGCUGGAGCUUCACGUUGUGAUCGUUGUUGCUGUUCAUUUUGCUCGAGCAUGUUUUCAUCCCAAUAAAAUGUCAAGACAG